UCUCGUAAACAGGCUCCACUGAGAAACUUCGCCGACAUCACGCAAACAGCAAACUGCAGUGCAUCAUCAUUUUGCUUCAAACUCCUACCAAACCAAGUCUUAUGUUAUUCUACAAACGACUAACAAAACAAAUCCAAAUUCCAGGAAAUCUUGAGACAGACAUCCCUAUUGCACCACCACAGGACGGCGUCGUCCCACCAGAUUGUCAACCGCACCCUUCACCAUCCGCCUCAACGCCAAGCUCAACUUGGAGCCUGCUUGGGAGCCAGAUCACUACAACAUCGACAGCCGCAAGGUCUGCGGAUGGGGCCCGGAACGUCGUUCACCAAUGCGGUGAGGGAGCAGCUAGGGAACGAAUGCGUAUUACAAAGGGGAGAGCGAUACGUCGUCCCAUCACGACGUAUGAGAGUAUGGUGAGGAGAAGUAAAGAGAGUUUGAAGAGUAAAGGGAAAAUCAAGGCUCUGCUUCGAUACGUCGUCCCAUUACGAAGCUCAAGCGUACAAGGGAAAUAUCGAGAGGUUGAUUCUUAGAGUGCGUGAGGAUCUUGGC
Molecule: messenger RNA, 549 nt
Organism: Durio zibethinus
Lineage: Eukaryota; Viridiplantae; Streptophyta; Magnoliopsida; Malvales; Malvaceae
Source: RefSeq, a predicted model, not a curated record